Aspergillus aculeatus ATCC 16872 is the source of this 690-nucleotide messenger RNA. Its product is annotated as EXPERA domain-containing protein. The record is from RefSeq and is a predicted model, not a curated record. Gene Ontology annotation, cellular component: membrane; endoplasmic reticulum. The transcript has 4 exons. Gene Ontology annotation, biological process: sterol biosynthetic process. Gene Ontology annotation, molecular function: cholestenol delta-isomerase activity; steroid Delta-isomerase activity; C-8 sterol isomerase activity. NCBI's taxonomy places the organism in Eukaryota, Fungi, Ascomycota, Eurotiomycetes, Eurotiales, Aspergillaceae. Bases 1 to 690 code for a protein of 229 amino acids.
AUGGAACGUCGGACUCCCACUCAUCCGUUCUAUCCCAUCGACGCGCUCAUCGAGGACUACGCGCCCAAUGAGGCUCCGUUGCUCACUAUCCUGGCCACUGCCAGCCUAGGCGUGACAGCCUUGCUGGGUGCUACCUGGACACUGACCGGCUUCAAACGACCGAAAAUACAAACCCGAGACCGAAUUGCCAUUCUGUGGUUUGCCCUCUCGGGAUGUAUCCAUUGCUUCUUCGAAGGUUACUUCAUGGUCCAUCAUGACCACAUGGCAUCCGCUCAAGACUUCUUUGGGCAGCUCUGGAAAGAAUAUGCCUUAUCGGACUCGCGGUACAUGACUUCCGACACACUUGUUCUUUGUAUGGAGACCAUCACCGUGAUGGUCUGGGGCCCGUUGUGCUUUUUAGUCGCAUAUCUGACCGCGACUCAACACUCUUUGCGCCAUCCCUUUCAGAUCAUUGUCUGCAUGAGCCACCUCUACGGCGACAGUCUCUAUUAUGCCACGAGCCUCUUCGAUCAUUACGUGCAUGGGAUUGCCUAUUGUCGCCCGGAAGCCUUCUAUUUCUGGGUCUAUUACUUUUUCAUGAACUUCAUUUGGAUCGUGGUUCCAUUCUGUUACCUCUAUCAGAGCAUACGAGCGAUAUCAGCAGCCUUCGACGCCUUGAAAGAACGUUCGCAGCGACACAAAGAGCGAUGA